Messenger RNA from Coniophora puteana RWD-64-598 SS2, 426 nucleotides. RefSeq names its product Erg28-like protein. The transcript has 5 exons. Gene Ontology annotation, cellular component: membrane; endoplasmic reticulum. Lineage: Eukaryota; Fungi; Basidiomycota; Agaricomycetes; Boletales; Coniophoraceae. Gene Ontology annotation, molecular function: protein-macromolecule adaptor activity. The record is from RefSeq and is a predicted model, not a curated record. The coding region runs from base 1 to 426 and encodes 141 amino acids.
AUGUCGUCACUCAGCUUGUUCCUUCGCUUUCUACCCCAAGCGGAAGGCUUGUUGCCUAAAUUCCAGCUUGUCGCCGCGUCCCUAUCCAUCUUCAAUACGGUUCAAAACUUCGCUACACUCAAAUUCACGCGUCGAUUAUACGGCCUUGCACCCCCUCAGUCCGUCACAAACCUCCACGCGAGGACGUUCGCGGUAUGGACACUCACUUCUGCGGUGGUGAGAGGAUAUGCGGCAUAUCAUAUUAACAACAAGAGCAUCUAUGACAUGGCUUUGUUAACAUACCUGAUCGCCUUUGGUCACUUCACCUCCGAGAUUUUUGUCUACCGCACAGCCAAGGUUAUGUCCCCGGUGUUCAGCACCCUGGUGAUUUCGACUGUGUCCCUUGUGUGGAUGACCACCCAGUAUGACUUCUAUGUCAAAGCUUAG